This is a messenger RNA of Ectocarpus siliculosus, 1699 nucleotides long. Lineage: Eukaryota; Phaeophyceae; Ectocarpales; Ectocarpaceae. The record is from the annotation of a GenBank genome assembly.
AUGUCGUCGUCACGUCCCCCUGAACUGUCCGCGGCAACCAACACGCCGCGGGAGGCGCUUUGCGAGAUGGGGGCUACCGUAGGACCGGUUGACACAGCAAAAUUCGCGUUGGACCUUGAGGGACUGUGGACAAAAUUCAACAGUCUAGACCCCGAAGCCAUGCUAGCGGCAUCUGGAGGCGCAGUUAGCGAUACCAGCAGCAGCACGCGCUUGGAUGAAAAAGCAGAACAGGAGGCGACCGGGUUCCUGCUCGACCUCGUUUCUGUCUCCAGGGAUAAUGGACUCAAGCUCCCCCGAGAGUUUGGUUUGCUAAUUAAGCAGCAACUCUACUUCGACCGCUACACAAAGAUUCUGGCACCAACUCUGGACCCCCUCCGAGACAGCAGAAUGCAAAUGAAGAUGAAGGACCAGGAGGGAGGAGUGGCAAGCGGUGAGGACGUGCUAGUCCUUGAAACGGAGAAGGGGGCGGGGAAAUCUGACACGGAGGAAGGGGAGACCAAGCGCCUUGCCGACGUCGGAGAGAUAGAGGAUGAGACGAAUGUAGAGAUCGAUGAUGACGGGAGAGAUGAAGAGGACGAACAGGCACAGAAACGUGCAGCACAAGAUGUAGGUAACGAGUUUGACGGGGCAGGAGAGAUGGUCGGGUGUGUGGUUGAUGCCCGUGUUGAAAGCGCGGGCGGGAGCGAGACGAAACAGAACAAGAAACGGAAGAAGAAACGUAAAAAGGACCGUCAGAAGGAUCGCCGCCCUCUACGAUGACGGAUAUCACCGCAUAAAUGUCUGCCGAUUCCCAAGUGUAUUUAGUCCAUAUCGAGUUUCCGAACCUUGAGAGCUUAGGAUAGUGCUGAGGUGCAGUGGUUAUCGUUGAGAACAUGUUAAAUAUUUUAAUAGCUUUGUUCCGAGGACCCACCGAACACUCGUGAGGUGGCCGUUUGGUUUCGCGCAACAAAAAAACAUGAUUUAGACACCUCUUUCGGAAUACUCGCAGAGGCGUGUGCUCGCGAAGAAAGAGGAUCCUGCCAGGGUAUGCGAAUUUUUCGGUAGACUAUCCGUCUGUGCAUGACGGAUCUUUGAGCAGUAAACUCAACCCCAUCUCACCAACUAGGCACCAAAUUACAAGUCUAUUCUUGUGGCCUGGGCAUUUGACUACAAUGGAACCGUCACAAUGGUUUACAGCAAGUCGUGCUCAGUUCGGUCGAGACAGCAGCGGAUGUCAGCGUGUCAGUGUUGUCGCAUCCAUCCCCAACGAAACAGAGAGGUGUCGUUUUGAGCCCGGCGGAUGAUGUGUGUUAUCGUUUGAAGUUGAGAGCGAAAGAGAGAUAUGGACUACGGAGGUGAUGAAGGGAGAUGCCAGGGAGAGAGGGUGCGUGUGUUCUAUGCUGUUGUGGAAGCAAGGCGGCGUGGGCACAUACACACGUACCAUGUGUGUAUGUUGAGUGUGAUUCGGUUUUGUUUGGACAUCGAGCGAUAGAGACAGACAGAGAGACCGAGAGAGAGGCUGAUCUCUCCGACCGCUGCACACCCGGGCAACCUUUGAGACACAGGCGAUAUGAAGAUGAGAGACGUUAACGUGUUGUGUAUGUUUGCGUGUCCUGUUGGGUUUGUUGAGUUUGUUGAGUGCCCCGUGGUAAAUACUGUUGACUGUGUGUCGCUGUUGAACCGAGUUGCGAAGAAAGAUAGAGAGAUGGCGGAACCACAC